CCUCCCCUUGUUGUCAUGCACAGACGCUCUCUCUUUGGCACAAAGUGGGCUGGCAGCACAAGAGCCAUGUGUUGUCACUCCGGGCUUUGAAGGAUUAAAAAAAAAACUUUUCAGAACAGUUUCUAAGAAACGUUGUGUAAAAGGAGAGAGAGAGAGAGAGAGAGAGAGAAGAAAACAGGAGGAGAGAGUGGUUAACGUGAGAGUAAAUGAGAGAAAAAGAGAUGGGGAGCACAAGGAGCUGCAUACAAAAAUAAACUUUUCCUUUUUCACGUCUUGGAUUGAUCACAGUUUCUGAAGGAUACCUUUCUUCGAUAGUAUUCUGGGAGAUUUUGUGGAGACUCUACGGCAGGAUGCAGUGUGAGGAGCUGUCAACCAGAGACGAGUUCACCUACAGCCACAUGCCCACUCUGGAGAGAGGUGGUGGGACGCUGGGACGACGGAGUGACAGGGGAGCAGAGAGAAGGCCAGACAGGGGGGAGCGGGACAGGAAUGAACGGGAUAGCUACACAGUGGACGUGCGGGCCAGUGACCUGCAGCUGUCCCAGCCGGAGUCUCUGAGGCAUCCCUGCUUCAGCUACAGGGCCUGGCUCUACAGUGUCCUCAUAGGGGGCAGUCUGCUCAUUACAUCUGGUUUCUCUCUGUACCUGGGAAAUGUGUUUCCUGUUGCCAUGGACUACCUACGCUGUGCUGCGGGCUCUGGCCUCCCAGCAGCCAUAGCUAGUUUUGCCAUUGCCAAGAACAGACAUGUUGCGGUGUCAGAUUUCCAAGUGGUCUUUGUGUCAACAUUUGCUGUAACAACCACCUGUCUGGUUUGGUUUGGCUGUAAAUUGGUCCUGAACCCGUCUGCUGUCAAUAUCAACUUUAACCUCAUCUUGAUGCUUUUGCUGGAGGUGCUGAUGGCCAGCACUGUCAUCCUGUCUGCUCGCUCUGCAGAGGACUGCUGCUGCCACAGGAAGUCGGCGACAUACGACAGACCAGUGGUCAUAACACCUGCAGUGUUCCCCACUCGACUCCUUAAAGCAUAUUCUGUGAUCGAAGUGAUUGUGGGAAUCUCUGCUGUAUUUGGAGGCAUCAUUGCCCUCAACAUGGAUGCUUUGUUACCAGGUCCUUACUUGUCUGUGACAUUUUUCUGGAUCCUUGUGGCUUGUUUUCCUAGUGCCAUUGCAAGCCACGUGGUAUCUGAAUACCCCAACAAAUGUCUGGUGGAGGUGCUGAUUGCCAUCAGCAGUGUGACAUCUCCCCUCCUCUUCUCAGCCUCUGGCUUCCUCUCUUGCAGUGUGAUUAGCUUCAUCGAAAAUUUUCUGCAUGACGUGCCCACAGCCAAGCAAUCUUAUGACAUCCUCCUGCUCAUUCUGAUGGUGCUGCUGCUGGUCCAGGCGAUUCUCACUUCAGCCACUGUGGUGCACUGUGCCUCCUACAAGAGUCAGCUCCGCAUGGGGGCUCCAGAGUGCGAAGACAGCAUGCACACACUGACCCAUUACUAUGAGCAGGCAUCCAAUGGAGCACAUGAUUUUGACAAAGACAGAGCUUGGAAAGCAGUUGUGGUCCAAAUGGCCCAGUGAACAGUGCUGUGGUACAUGGAGACGUUUUGAUGAGACGGGCAACACAAGCAGGAUUAAAACACAUGCGCUAUAUGCUGUAAACGCAAGAGUACAAUCCCUACACGGAGAAUAUUAGAAAAAGGAAAAGCAAGGAAAGCUGUACAGUUGUCAAAAGUAGAAAGAAAUGUCAGAGGGAGGAAAGGAGUGGUAUUGUUAGGCCUGGUACUGGAAUCAUUUCCUGUCGUUUGAUAAGCACAAGUAUUUUUAUGUUGACACCAUAUGGCACAAUAAACAAUCAAAUGUUUUUUAUACUCUUAAAUGUUUGGAGCACUUAGGCCAAAACAGGUUUAAAUCUCAUGUUGCAUGAGUUGACUUUGCUGUAAAUACACAAGCGUGUUCUGUCAUCAGAAUUCACAAGGUUAUACUAUAGAAUACAACAUGAUUGUGUGUGUAUAUACAGUGUAGUACAUCCGAUAGUAUAUGUUUACAAGGGAAAUACUGCUUAUACUGUAAUGGAACCUGCCACUGGUUCAAUGUAUUGUAAGGUGUUACCUUGCGAUGGGUAGAACAAACUCUUUGCCCGUGAAAAAUGUUAAAAUACAAGUGUUCGAUUCUCUGCAGUGAGUUCUCUUAGUACUUGCAUUAGAGGACAGCACUAUGGACGCAGCAACAAGUUUACACUAUGAGAGAACUGAUCAUGCAGAACAAUAGCAUUAACUCCUGUAAAAAGUCUAAAUUGAAAUAGUGUCUUGUUCAGAAAAAUAAAAAUGUUUGGCUUAAAGUGA
Solea senegalensis (Senegalese sole) is the source of this 2326-nucleotide messenger RNA. It is a transcript of the gene mlc1, whose product is annotated as modulator of VRAC current 1. Gene Ontology annotation, biological process: regulation of response to osmotic stress. Lineage: Eukaryota; Metazoa; Chordata; Actinopteri; Pleuronectiformes; Soleidae. The record is from RefSeq and is a predicted model, not a curated record. Gene Ontology annotation, cellular component: cytoplasmic vesicle; plasma membrane; endoplasmic reticulum. The transcript has 12 exons. The coding region runs from base 351 to 1562 and encodes 403 amino acids.